This is a messenger RNA of Aspergillus caelatus, 1161 nucleotides long. RefSeq lists its product as uncharacterized. Gene Ontology annotation, molecular function: FMN binding; oxidoreductase activity. The coding region runs from base 1 to 1161 and encodes 386 amino acids. The transcript is spliced from 5 exons. NCBI's taxonomy places the organism in Eukaryota, Fungi, Ascomycota, Eurotiomycetes, Eurotiales, Aspergillaceae. The record is from RefSeq and is a predicted model, not a curated record.
AUGGCCGAGGCUAUGGCAGAUAAAAGCCGUGUGCCUGACCAGAAGUUCACACGGGCUUAUGGCGAAUGGGGCAAAGGCAGAUGGGGUGGCUUGUUGACCGGAAACAUCCAAGUUGAUCCACGUAACCUGGGAAAUUAUUAUGAUCUUGCAACUCGUGAAUCAGCACUGAGAGAGGAUCAGCUAGAUGCGUGGAAGCAAUACGCCGCCGCCUGCCAGGAGCAAGGCACGCCAGUUAUCGCUCAGAUUUGCCAUCCUGGCCGCCAGUCCCCGAGAGGGGCAGGCGAAAGAGGCAUCUUUGGGACCCCUCUGGCACCCAGCCCAGUUCCGCUCAAAAUUGGAGAAGGCUGUGCGGCAUCCAUCAUCAGGAACAUUGCUUUUGGUGUUCCAAAGGAAAUGACUGUCUCGGAUAUUAAAGACGUAGUUCGGCAGUUUGUGAAUUCUGCUCGGUUCUUGGCGGAAUGCGGUUUUGCCGGUGUUGAGCUCCACGCUGCUCAUGGUUAUCUUUUAUGUGAUAAUAUACGCCAUGAUAAGUACGGUGGUAGCCCUGAAAGGCGCGCUCGCAUCGUUCUUGAAAUCAUAGAGGAAACCCGCGCUGCGGUGCCUGAGACCUUCUGCAUAGGCCUCAAGCUCAACUCUGCGGAUCAUAGCGCGUCGGACUUUGAGGACACCAUGAAACAGAUCGGUCUAUUUGCGGAGUCUGGAAUAGACUUUCUCGAGGUAUCGGGGGGGACAUAUGAGGACCCGACGAUGAUGGGCCGUGGGCUACAAGAAGAGACUGCAUCCGAGACAGUGCAGCGUACAGCAGCAAGAGAGGCAUUCUUCUUUGAUUUCGCUAAGGAGACAAGGAGGCGCUUCCCCGGUCUCAUCCUUAUGCUCACUGGAGGCUUCCGUAGUCGGCAAGGCAUCCAAGCCGCUCUGAAAGGUGGAGCGUGCGAUAUCGUCGGCAUCGGGCGCCCAGCAGUCGUUUGCCCAAACUUCCCCGAACUGAUCCUGGAUGAUAAGUAUACAGAUGAGGAAGCCAAAGUCAUUCUAGGAAAGGUACCAGCCCCUCUAUGGGCGAGGAUCCUUCAAAUCCGAGUAUUGGGUGGAGGUGCGGAAACGCAAUUUUACGCUGGACAGAUUAAACGUAUGGCUACCGGGUAUGCUACUCAUGCGCCUUAA